AUGAACCCAACAACGCUUAUCGACAAUACCGUGAUAAACGAUAACCUAGUGCACGUCGUGGCCGGUGUAAGCGUAAUGAAAUCUGUUUCGGAGGGCGAACUGGGCGUGGAAGAGGUGAAGCCCGUUACUGAUGUAGGAACCAAGCCCAACGCGACAUUUUCUCUUGAGGUUAAUUCUUGUACAAAAACAGGAAGAAGUAAUCUCAAGAGAACUUUUACAUUACCUCGAAUGCUGCAGAUUUCCAAAAGGCGAUCUAAGCAUCAAGAAGAAAGAGAGUUAAUCAAGGACAGCAUCAUGCAGUCCAAUGAUCAUCCAUCGAAGGAUCAGAGUAGAUUAUCCUCUGGAACCAAAAAGGUUUCACACAACCACUCUUGGAAGAGUUUUGGAAGACUCAUUAAAAAGAUGGUUCAAAGUGUAGCGAGUGUUGGCAAUCAAAACUACAAGAUGGCCAAUGGGGAUGGUUUUGAUUCUAGCAUGGGAGAUAUACGGGUUUUACCAUCUAUAUUAGCACACAUACCUCCUGGUAGAGUGCCAGGAGUUAUUGGUUUACGAAAUCAUGGGAAUACAUGUUUUAUGAAUGCAGUAUUACAAUGUUUAUCCCAUACAGACACUUUAGCUAAAUAUUUUGUGUUGGAUGAAUAUAAAGCUGAUCUAGUGGAAAAAAAUAAGUUGAAUUCAAAAAAGUAUGGAACUAAAGGUGAAAUAACAGAACAAUUAGCCUUGUUGCUUAAAGCUAUAUGGAGUUGUCAGUAUGAUCCAGAAAUGAGCACUGCUUUCAAAAGUAUUGUUGAUAAGUAUGGAAGUCAAUAUCGUGGAAAUCUGCAACAUGAUGCUCAAGAAUUUUUAUUGUGGUUGCUGGAUAAAGUUCAUGAGGACCUUAAUCAAGCAACUAAUAAAAAAUACAAAAUUAUUAAGAAUUCAUUUAACCGCCCGGAUAUCGUCGCAGCGGAAACUUUAGCAAAUCACGAGAGGUGUAAUAAUUCGUUCGUUCAUGAGGUGUUCCGGGCACACUUCCGCUCAAGCCUGACGUGUCCGCGUUGUCAAAAGCAAUCCAACACAUUCGAUCCGUUUCUAUGUGUCUCUGUACCCGUACCCCAGAGACAUAGGCAAAUAAAUCUUUUCGUGAACGUCCUCUACACUUCGCAGCAGCCACGCCAAGUACGUAUCGGUGUCAGCGUUAAUCAAUCCGGUAAUGUCAAAGAGCUCAGGGAAAUACUGGCCAGCGACACUGGUAUCGAUGACAAUCAUAUGCUACUCAUUGAAAUUCAUGAUGAAGGCUUUCAUAGAACAUUCUCGGAUUGUCAACCAUUGUCAGCCAUCAGCGAAAAUGAUCCACUUUACUGCAUUGAACUACCUCAACUGAAAGAGCCUACAGAGCAAGCUUACAUACUCCUCGUUUGGAUCAACAUACUUGUAAGGGGUGAAAUGCGCGAGCGCUUUGGUAGUCCCUCCACGAUGCAGAUUUCACGAGAGACUUCUUAUGAGGACCUUCAAAAGCUCUUACUCAAAGAGAUGCAUGCAACCUUGACGGACGAUGUACUUACUGCUAGUCAAAGUCCAGGUCUCUUCAACAUUAGGGUGGCCGACCCAGCAGCUACACCCGCUCAAGACGAGCAUCCUUGCAUUGAUCCCUGCAUUGAGCAUCCGCUUUACACGGAGCAGAUCGAGCAAGCACUUGCCAUUUGCGCUGAAGACUCUGGACCACAGCAUGUAAAACUUAUUCUUGAAUGGGAUGAAACUAACAAAUGCAACAUUAUACAGGACGAUUCUGACCAACUCGAAGAACAUGCCAGCGUCAAACAGCUUAAGAAUAAUUGCGAAUCAGGUGGUACAGUCACUCUCGAAGAGUGCUUUGAUUUGUACACGAGAGCCGAGACAUUAGGUGUAGAGGACGCUUGGCACUGUCCAAACUGCAACAGAAAACAGGAAGUAGUAAAGAAACUUGGACUGUGGUCUUUACCCGCUAUUUUAGUCAUACAUUUGAAAAGAUUUCGACAGCAAUCCAAGCAAAGAUCGACGUCAAAGUUAACGAUGCUCGUUGAUUUUCCGCUUUACGGCUUUGAUAUGACACCACAUCUGGCACACAACGGCGUUCAAACGACCCAUCAAGUUUCAACUCGAGGAGGAUUGAGUUUGUCACGUCUGAAAAAACCCCGACCCAACAUACCCAAAUAUGAUGAGAAUGAGUAUGAUUUGUAUGCCAUCUGUAAUCAUCACGGACAAGACCUUCAAGGUGGACAUUACACAGCAUUUUGCCGCAACCCUUAUGAUACUCAAUGGUACUGCUUUGAUGAUACGCGGGUCGAGGCUGUAAAUGAUACGAAUUUGGUGACCAAUGCCGCCUAUAUUCUAUUCUAUCAGAAACGAGGACAGGCGAAUAACUCUUCCACCGGUAACUCAUCUGCUGCUUCAACCUCGUCUGCGAGUUCAAGCCUUGACCACUGGGUUUCUCAAAUGCCACCUUUUUAUUUCAACAAUAAAAACAGCAAUUUGAGUCACAUCGAUUCCAGCCUCGUAGAAAUUGAUGGCAACAAGAAGAGCCAGAGCCAAGAAACACUGUGUCAAGAAAAAAUGAUUGAGGAGAAGAAUCUCAAUAACUUUAACAGAGGUUGCAAAAAUUUUUCGACAUUGCAGCCGAUGAAGCGAAAUACUACAACAGAAUUUGACAAGAGGGCUCUAACGUCCCCAUCUAUGGGAGGAAUACAAUACGAGGAUAUUAAUUCGCUAUUUUACAUAACGUCGCCAGAGCCACUAAGGAAAUCACCCGUGAUAACUUUGUCACCACAUACGGCACCUAUAUUGUUGCAAAACAGUAUAAUGAAUCAUCAGGACACGCCAGUCAUUCAUGAAUCAACGUUGUAAUAUAAGAUAGAAGGUCAAGAUUGUUGACCUAUAAGAUAGUUGUAUUAUAAUUCCAGCAAUAAGUCAUACCUUGAAGUUUAUAGUGCCUGGAUUAAAUGUGUAAUGUUUCUGUGCAUGCAACGACAGUGAUUUUGCGUGGACGA
Ceratosolen solmsi marchali is the source of this 3005-nucleotide messenger RNA. RefSeq names its product ubiquitin carboxyl-terminal hydrolase 31. Gene Ontology annotation, molecular function: cysteine-type deubiquitinase activity. Lineage: Eukaryota; Metazoa; Arthropoda; Insecta; Hymenoptera; Agaonidae. The transcript has 7 exons. The record is from RefSeq and is a predicted model, not a curated record. The coding region runs from base 1 to 2862 and encodes 953 amino acids. Gene Ontology annotation, biological process: protein deubiquitination.